UCCAAGCCCUGAGAACUGAACCUCAACUUCAGCCAAUCCUCUUUGAUAACGAGAUCGAGCCUUAUCUGACAGUAUUUUCCUGAAUUCGUGUCUAUUUAUAAUGUAACGCGCUCUUAUUUUUUUUUCUUGACACAUACAGUAGAAUAAAAAUGUCGCGUCUGUUGUGGUGCAGUUUGAUCGUGUUUUUAGCUGUGACAGACAUAGCCUCGACAAAAAGGAUCAAGGAUAUGAUUUAUAUGUCCAUUGAUGGAGUGGCAGCUUGUUUCCGAAGACACAAUGGAACUCACCAGUUCGGCUGCUCCUCACGAAGAGGAGGGAGUGUUGGCGUGAUCCAGAUGGUCGAUGCCCUUGAGGAUGUGGAGUGGCUUGAGAAAAAUGCCACAGCAGGGCCCUACACCGCCGUCAUGCCCUUUUCGAUGUUCACCAAAGACGUGCUGCAUCGUCUUCGGAGUACAAACAAUAUUAAUGGAAUUCUAUUAGCGAAAAAUAGUAGUCACACACUUCCGUCCAGUUAUUCACCCGACGACACGUGUCCAAAUAGAUAUUCUGGAUCAAAAAUGUGCGAUCCUGAGAAACCCUGGAACCCACAGGGAAAUAAUCUUCUGUACGAAGACUGGCCAUUUCCCAUGUUCUACGUCGAGAACGAUACAUUACUCCAAGAGAUGCGCACCUGUUACACAAAGCACAAUGCCCACGACCGAGAGUCCCAACGCUCAAGAUCACUUUGCGCCCUGGAGAUGCAGUCGUUCAUGUCAUCAGCAGUGGACUCCGAGACGUGCAUCAGGCGAAAUAAUUUAAUUCUUUACAUGAAUCCAACAAGAUUCUGCGAUCCUCUGGGUGACAGGAACAUCCACUGGCCAUUGUCUCCCCUGAAGAGUUCCAAGGACUCUGUGACCCUGGUGAUAGCCCGCCUGGACGCAAACUCGAUGUUCGACACAGUGGCCCCAGGUGCCAAUAGUGCAGUGACAGCUCUAGUGACACUUCUGGCGAUAGCCUACUACAUGAAUACCCUGAAUGCAACAGUCAGCAACGAGAAUGUUCUGUUCUCCUUAUUGAAUGGAGAGGCCUUCGACUAUAUCGGCUCGAGUCGAUUCGCCUACGAUCUGAAAGAGGGCAACUUCAACGCCCUGGCAGGAAAAAAUCUCCCCCUCGACUCCAUAAAGACUGUCAUCGAGCUUAAUCAACUGACAGACGACAAGAUCUUCCUCCACACGAACAACUACUCCCCGACGAACGAUAGCCUCAUUAAAUCCCUCGAGACAACCCUCGGAGCAACUCUCCUCCAGGGUAGUGUUCCCCCCACGUCGAUCCAGAGUUUCCUCAGGGUGAAACCGACUCUGUCAACAGCUCUGAUCGCCUCUUACGGGGAGAAGUUUACGAAUAAUUACUACAGUGGAAUUUUAGAUAAUUCUGAAACUCUCGGGGUGGACAAGAGGCCCAUCAACGAGACCCUGACGAGAAUCGCGAUUAAAUUGGGAGAUGUUUUGUAUAAACACGUGACAGGAGUGGAGUCACCAGGUGGAAACGAGAGCUUCAUCGAGGGAUUAAUUUCAGAGAUGCUCUCUUGUUAUACCGGUGACACAAAGUGCAAUCUCUUCAGGGCCGCCUCUCCCCCAGGUGUUAAAUUAGAAAAUCAACCAUUAUCUCUUUACGUGAGUGUUGCCACUAGCCCCAAUAGGGCCACGAGCCUCACAGGACAGCUGCUGGCUCUUCUCACUGGUGUGAAGAUGAAUAUGACAGCUCACGAGUGCCAUGAGCACAGGCUUGCCUGGAUGGGAGGAUAUUCUUUCAAUGGGAGUUGCAUCAACUCAACUGUUAAUUAUACGUCAGCUGUUAGUCCUGCUUUCAUCAUACCCAAGUACUCGAUGAAGUCCGGGGUGUACUCCACCUGGACAGAGUCCAUCUGGGGAAGUCUCAGUGUUCGCAUGUUCCUCAAGCCCUCUGACACUGUCGAGACUCUCAGCAUCUGCCUCGGGGGAUUUGUCGCUGGAUUAUCAUUUAUUGUCGUCUGGUUCAUCAAUUCCAGGGCUCAUAUACUUUUUCAAGGCAGCAGAACACCUCCAAAUUGCUAGGACAACGCCGCGGACCACAUAUCAAUGACGAGGCUCCAGAGGAAUCGGGAACAAAUUCCUGUUACUAGCCUGUGAACCUGAGGCUCUGCUUGGAGCUUCUGUGUGGUGCGCCCUCGGACGUUAUUUAUUCUUUCAUUUUGUAUUUUUU
This is a messenger RNA of Fopius arisanus, 2220 nucleotides long. It is a transcript of the gene Nct, whose product is annotated as Nicastrin. Gene Ontology annotation, biological process: Notch receptor processing; protein processing. Lineage: Eukaryota; Metazoa; Arthropoda; Insecta; Hymenoptera; Braconidae. The coding region runs from base 150 to 2072 and encodes 640 amino acids. Gene Ontology annotation, cellular component: plasma membrane. The transcript has 3 exons. The record is from RefSeq and is a predicted model, not a curated record.